CUGCAGACCGGCUGGAUUUCAUAGACUGCAUUUCCCAUGAUGAAGUGGGGGAAUUUACCGGAUGUAACUACGUGUGCACUUUCGCGACUGUCCAGGAAGUGUUUUCCAAGCAGCAACAGAGACGAGAAGGAAAAUUGUGGGUUUUUUUCGAGGAGGAUUAACCCAAAAUUAGGCACCAUGCUGCCGACUACCUCGCCCCAGAGUAACGGCGACCCCAGCUCCAGGGAUGCUGCCCGUCACACAGCAGGUGCCAAGCGCUACAAAUACCUGCGGCGACUGCUCCAUUUCAGACAGAUGGACUUUGAGUUUGCUAUGUGGCAGAUGCUUUACCUGUUCACAUCGCCACAGAGGGUCUACCGCAACUUUCACUACAGGAAACAGACAAAGGACCAGUGGGCAAGGGAUGAUCCCGCAUUUCUGGUCCUUCUCAGCAUCUGGCUGUGUGUAUCAACGAUCGGUUUUGGUCUUGUUCUGGACAUGGGAGUUGUGGAUACUUUGAAGCUGCUGCUGUGGGUGGUCUUUGUCGACUGUAUAGGUGUUGGUCUGCUCAUAUCAACCCUCAUGUGGUUUAUCACCAACAAAUACCUGCUGAAACACCCGAGCAGAAACUUUGACGUCGAGUGGGGUUACGCAUUUGAUGUUCAUCUAAAUGCUUUCUAUCCACUUCUAGUCAUUCUACAUUUUUUGCAGCUUUUCUUUAUCAACCAUCUCGUGGUGAUAAACUCAGACUGGUUCCUGGGUUACUUUGUUGGGAACACUCUGUGGCUCAUCGCCAUCGGUUACUAUCUCUACAUCACCUUCUUGGGCUACAACGCUCUACCUUUCCUGUCGAACACUGUGGUGCUCCUCUACCCCUUCGCUCUGCUCGGCCUCCUCUACUUCCUCUCUGUAUCUCUGGGCUGGAACUUCACCCGCGGUCUCUGCUGGUUUUAUAAGUACAGAGUCCAGUAGGAACCUUUUCAAUUUCUAACGGGAUGCAAGCUGGUUCCAGAUGAACUCAAAACAAACAAAAAGAAAAGAGAAAAAGACUCUGACUUUCUGUUUCUAGCUGAAUGCGGCUGAGAGAGACUUCUUUCUGACUCCUGGAGAACUGAGACUCUGGCUUGAUUGAGGCUGAGCUGGCUCCUGUUGGUUCUGUCAGCUCUUGUGUUGAACUCCAGUAAACGGCGAUAUGUUUGUACUUGCUCCAGACAAAAAAAACGGGACAAACCAAACUUUUAUCAACGUCCUCCUUGUGUGACUGCUAAAUAGUUGUAACAUAAGCCAAAAGGUGUCAUUUUGAAGAAAAAACAAUGUUGGUUUUUAGUUGUGUUUGAAAAAAAACCCCACAGAUAAUCCUGCUUGAUGAAGUGGAGACACAUGGGAUGCAGAUAUUUUUUCUUCUUUCCUUAAAGUGUACAUUCCAAAGCACUUUCAAUAAAGGGUUUUAUUAACUUAAA
Messenger RNA from Poeciliopsis prolifica (blackstripe livebearer), 1439 nucleotides. RefSeq names its product unc-50 homolog (C. elegans) (gene unc50). The coding region runs from base 37 to 951 and encodes 304 amino acids. Gene Ontology annotation, cellular component: Golgi membrane. The record is from RefSeq and is a predicted model, not a curated record. The transcript has 6 exons. Lineage: Eukaryota; Metazoa; Chordata; Actinopteri; Cyprinodontiformes; Poeciliidae.